ACCCGUUUGGCUUAUAUAGAUGAACUAAGAAAGCUUGUUUCCUCAAACCACUGCUAUACUUUCUUCAAACUCUCUUUUGCUCUAUCUCUCUCAUGGCUUCUUCUUCUCCUGCUUCUCCUUGUGCUUAUAUUAAGAGAUACGAUGUCUUUCCAAGCUUCAACGGGCCAGAUGUUCGUAAAGGACUCCUCAGUCAUUUACACGAUCACUUUUUAAGGAAGGAAAUCAAAAUGUACAAGGAUGAUAAGAUGGAGAGAUGCAAUACGAUCAAACAUGAACUCGUGAAAGCGAUUAGAGAAUCGAGGGUCUUGAUGGUUUUGCUCUCGAAGAACUACGCUUCUUCCAUCUGGUGUUUGGACGAACUGGUGGAAAUCUUGAAGUGCAGAAAAGAUAAGGAACAGAUUGUGAUGCCUAUUUUCUACGACGUUGAUCCGUUCCAUGUACGCACACAGAGCGGUGACUUCGGGAGCGCUUUCGAGAAAACCUGCGAAAACCAAACAGAGGAAGUGAAGCAGAGAUGGGUCGAAGCUUUGAAAUGUGUAACGACCAUAGCUGGAGAACACUCUUGUAACUGGCCUGAUGAAGCUGCGAUGGUCCAAAAGCUUUGCACAGAUGUCUUGUACAAACUGAGAGUGGAAGCUAUUAAGGACGAAUUUAGGAAGUACGAUGUAGACAAGAAUGGUUUCAUAACUGUAGCAGAGCUUCGACGAUAUGUGUUGAUAAAAGAUGGUGAGGAAUCUACCGAUAAGAAAGCUCGUAGUAUCAUCCGAGUAGCUGAUGUUGAUGGCGAUGGUCAGCUCAACUGUGAUGAAUUUGUCGAACUCAUGACUCUUAGGAUGACUAGUGAAGAGCUUUACACGGACCAAGUGAAAGCGGAAAUGAUGAAGGAAGGCUUUAGGGAAUGCGAUGUAGACCAGAAUGGUUACAUAACUGCACCAGAGCUUAAAUACGCGUUGACAAAAGAUGGGAAGGAAAUUACCGAUAAGCAAGUUCGUAAGAUCAUUCGGGUAGCUGAUGUUAAUGGCGAUGGUCAGCUCAACUGUGAUGAAUUCUUCAAAUUCAUGAAUCUCAUGAUGGAUGCAAAGAGGAGGACUGAUGAAAGAGCUGCGACGAUCGAAAAGAUUACCACAUAUGUCUCCACCAAAAAGGAUAAAUUUAGUCAUAUGCAUGGUAAAAUAAGCUUUAUCCUGAAGAAGAAAAGAAAAACGAUUUAUGAAUGUCUUACAGAGUGAAUUUUCAUCAUGACUUGGUCCUGGUUGCCUUCUUUAGGACAUGUUUUUUACUUCUUUCCACUUUUGAUUUAGUGGUUUUGUUAAUCUCUUUAGUGUUAUGUCAAGUAUGCACUCAUGUUUUGCUCAUCUUGUGACAAUUGAUUUUCUCUCUUUGUUUUAUUUGUUUCUAUAUUUCUCUUGUUUCUUUUAAAAUAAUGUUCUACAAAACCGCAUUAAAGCGGAAGAAUGAAUAACAUAUCAAUCCUGUUAUCUCA
This is a messenger RNA of Eutrema salsugineum, 1483 nucleotides long. Its product is annotated as secretagogin. Gene Ontology annotation, biological process: signal transduction. Lineage: Eukaryota; Viridiplantae; Streptophyta; Magnoliopsida; Brassicales; Brassicaceae. Gene Ontology annotation, molecular function: calcium ion binding. The transcript has 4 exons. The coding region runs from base 93 to 1229 and encodes 378 amino acids. The record is from RefSeq and is a predicted model, not a curated record.